AUGACUCAAGUUCCUCACUCUGUUACCUGUUUUUUUUUCAGUCUGGUAGCUUCAAAAGAGCCAGACAAUCCACGGGGAAGAGCCAAUCCUAUGUCUCCCUCAGACUUCCUGGAUAAACUUAUGGGAAGAACCUCAGGAUACGAUGCAAGAAUCAGACCAAACUUUAAAGGUCCUCCUGUUAAUGUGUCAUGCAACAUAUUCAUUAACAGCUUCGGUUCAAUAGCUGAGACAACAAUGGAUUACAGAGUGAAUAUAUUUCUGCGUCAGCAGUGGAAUGAUCCUCGAUUAGCUUAUAGUGAAUAUCCGGAUGAUUCCCUCGAUUUGGAUCCCUCCAUGUUGGAUUCUAUUUGGAAACCAGAUCUGUUUUUUGCCAAUGAGAAAGGAGCUCACUUUCAUGAAGUGACCACAGAUAACAAGCUUCUGAGAAUAUUCAAGAAUGGAAACGUCUUGUAUUCCAUAAGGUUAACUCUGACACUUUCCUGUCCUAUGGAUCUUAAAAACUUCCCAAUGGAUGUACAGACAUGUAUAAUGCAACUAGAAAGCUUUGGAUACACAAUGAAUGAUCUCAUUUUUGAGUGGCAGAAAAAUGGGCCAGUCCAGGUUGCAGAAGGGCUUACCCUACCACAGUUCAUCCUCAAGGAUGAGUCAGAUCUGCGAUAUUGUACCAAACAUUACAAUACAGGGAAGUUCACUUGCAUAGAGGUUCGCUUCCACCUGGAGAGGCAAAUGGGAUACUACUUGAUCCAGAUGUACAUUCCAAGCCUGCUCAUUGUCAUCCUGUCCUGGGUUUCCUUCUGGAUCAAUAUGGAUGCCGCACCUGCCAGAGUAGCUUUGGGCAUCACCACAGUGCUCACCAUGACGACCCAGAGCUCUGGGUCCAGGACAUCGCUUCCAAAGGUAUCUUAUGUUAAAGCCAUUGACAUCUGGAUGGCUGUGUGUUUAUUAUUCGUGUUCUCGGCCUUGUUGGAGUAUGCAGCAGUCAAUUUUGUCUCCAGGCAACACAAGGAGCUAUUAAAAUUCCAUCGCAAAAGGAAGAAGAAUAAGCAUGUUGAUGUGGUGCUGGACCGGAAUGAGAGCAUUGACUCAUUGCACCGUAGCAGUGGUAUGAGAAGUGCUGAACCCAUGUACGGAUCUUUGGGUCAAAUCUCCAGUGCAAAUUGCAGGGAAGAGGACAUAAGAGAGAGCAGACUGAGCUUCAGUGCCAGUGCAGGAACCCCCUGCAAUACGGGAAAAGAUGGGAUCAUUCCUAAAGCCCCCAACAGCAUCCCUCAGCCAGCACCACCGUCCUCAUCAACAGCAAAAUCCCCUGAGGAGAUGAGGAAGCUCUUUAUCGACAGAGCAAAGAAGAUCGACACCAUAUCCCGAGCUGGCUUCCCUCUGGCUUUCCUGUUUUUCAACAUUUUCUACUGGGUGCUUUACAAAAUCCUCAGACGCGAGGAUGUACACCAGCAAUGA
Molecule: messenger RNA, 1455 nt
Organism: Megalops cyprinoides (Indo-Pacific tarpon)
Lineage: Eukaryota; Metazoa; Chordata; Actinopteri; Elopiformes; Megalopidae
Product: glycine receptor subunit alpha-3-like
Exons: 10
Coding region: 1-1455 (484 amino acids)
Biological process (GO): regulation of membrane potential; chemical synaptic transmission; chloride transmembrane transport
Cellular component (GO): synapse; neuron projection; plasma membrane
Molecular function (GO): chloride channel activity; glycine binding; transmembrane signaling receptor activity
Source: RefSeq, a predicted model, not a curated record